CGACAGAUCCUUGGCUGCUCACAGACUCCUGGGUUAGAGAGGGGUCACACGGCAGGAGGGAGCUUGGAGGAGAGAGAGGAGCCAUCCUUUAUAACAGGUAGCCCAGCUUGGCCAGUACAUACAGACUCACCCAGUGACAGCAUGUUAGCUCUGUGAAGUCACCCACUCAGGGCUAUUGACUAAACUGCCAGGUGUAGCUGAAAUGGUCAUGGAGGCUGGAGUAAACCUUUAAAUACCAAUGGCCAAAAAUAAACAGCAAAUAGCUAGUGUGGAAAAAAUACCCAGUUCCACUAUAAUCACCGCUUGGCUGUUUGUGCCUCAGUUUUGCUGGUUGUUGCCGUUGUUUAGUGAAUAAAAUAACCCUGACUAUGACACAUAGAGGUUUACAUGUGAAAAUGGCGACACAUUUAGUAUUUUUUUUUUACGUAUGUGUAAAAAGAUUGCUGCCAGAAAUACGUCACGACGUGAUAAAGCAGCGGGAUGUAAUCAUUAUUUUAUUUAUUGCAGAUUAUAUAUAACAGUUGGCACACAAAUGUGGAUGAAAUCGAUUGAAAAUGCACGUGUAGGGACAUGAUCAUAUGUCAUAAACCCCUGUCCUGUUGGAGUUUAUGGGAUAAGUAGUUUCCUGCAGUGCGAGCAUCGUACAUACAGUAUGAUUGGAACUGCUCUAUAACUAGCAGCCAUACCACAGCCUGUGCAAACUCAAAUAGGAGGCCAACAACGUAUACCCUUAAUGGAAGCGAAUUCGGAAUAACAACACAUGAAAAGGACUUGGGAAUGGUUAUAGACAUCAAACUAUGCAACAAUGUGCAAUGUCAAUCAGUAUAGGCUAAGGCCAGUAAGGUAUUGUCAUGCAUGAAAAAGUGCAUUAAAGGACCAUUAUAGGCACCCAGACCACUUCAGCUCAAUGAAGUGGUCUGGGUGCCAGGUCCAUCUAGGAUUAACCCUGCCUGCUGUCUGCUAUGUUUAAAAAUCAGUUAAUCCAGCCUCUAGUGACUGUCUCAUUGACAGCCGCUAGAGACGCUUCCACGCUUCUCACUGUGAUUUUCACAGUGAGAAGACGCCAGCGCCCAUAGGAAAGCAUUGAGAAUGCUUUCCUAUGGACUGGCUGAAUGUGUGCGCGGCUUUUGCCGCGCAUGCGCAUUCAGCCAAUGACGAAGGAGGAGGAGAGAGCACGGCACUGGAGAAAGGCGAGUGUUUAACCCCCUUCCUCCCCCUUCAGCCUGGCAGGAGUGGGACCCUGAAGGUGGGGGCACCCUCAGGGCACUAUAGUGCCAGGGAAACGAGUUUGUUUUCCUGGCACUAUAGUGGUCCUUUAAUUCUCGGGAUGAGCCUAUCAUUUUGCCUCUUUAUAAAUCGCUGGUAAGACCACAUAUUGAAUAUGCUGUGCAGUUUUGGGCACCUGUUCUAAAAAAGGAUAUUAUGUCACUAGAAAAAGUGCAGAGGCAGGCUACAAAAUUAAUAAUAGGAAUCGAAUAUAUCAGCCAAGAGGAAAGGUUAACAAAUUGAAACCUCUUUAGUUUAGAAAAAUGUCGCCUGAGAGGGGAUAUAACAUUAUAUAAAUCAAUGUGUGGAAAUCUAUUCACAAACCAGACUUUACAUAGAACACGAGGUCAUGCGUUUAGACUGCAAGAAAGAAGAUUUUGUCUAAGGCAAAGAAAAGUGUUUUGUUUUGUUUUUUGUUUGUUUUUUACUGUAAACAAUAAGGAUGUGGUUUUAUCACAUCCUUAUUGUUGAAACAGCAACUAGAUGCAAAACAUAGUAUUCAAGGAUAUAAUCUUUCAAUGUAGUGUAAUACCUUCUUGAUCCAAGGAUAAAUCUGACUGCCAUUCUGGGGUCAAGAAGGAAUUUUUUUUUUAGUUAUUGCAAAAUUGGAAGUGCUUCAAACCGGGUUCUUUUUUAUUUUUUUUGCCUUCUUUUGGAUCAACAGCAGAAAACAAAUUUUGAGGAAGGUUAAACUGGAUGGACACAAGUCUCUUUUCAGCUAUGUUACUAUGUAGACUUUCUUAUGGUACACUUUUUUUUUGCAAAUUGGGACAAAUUUGAUAUACGACCACAUAGAACUAAAUUUUCCACGCUGUGUUAUAACAGCAGCGAUAUUUAUGAAUCCCUGUUGCGAUAAGCCUCUCUUACGUGUGUAAGCUCAGGGUGCUGCAAAGUGCUUAUGGUGCCAUGAGGACUAGGAAUUUUGUUCUGGCGCCUGAGUAUUAGCCCGGUUAGCACUGGCCGCUUUCAUUGUAUCUAUAUGCAGGCAAGUAUUUAAAAUAUUUUGUUAGAAUAAUUCACAUAUUUAGGUGAUACUGUUGAUGGUUAAAAGUAUUCUAUGUAAUUUUUACAUUAGACAAACACACUCAAGGUUAUUUACUAAAGUGAGAAUUGUAAGGAAUGCAAAAUGAAUUAAAGAUUUUUGGUAUGAGCUAAUUUUUUUUAUAGGACAUGCAUUCAUUCAUAGUGCUCGCUUCAUCAGCUUUUAUGGCACUGGUUUCUUUCAACUAACCAAUAAUUUUGCACGAAGCAGCUUGCACUCGUACUCUAGGCAGGAAGUGAAACAAACAUUAUCUGUUCCUUCUGACAAUAAGUCUACAAUGUCUAACAUGCAUUUUUAAAAACAUUUUUUUUUAAAGGAAAUGUAUACGGAAACACUGACCCCUAUUUUGUCAUACAUUUAGAGAGAUAAAAUAAUAAUAAAAAAAAAAAAACCUUGGAGCUGCCAAUUCGGCACAGGAACUAAAAAUAUGUAUAAUAAAUUGAGCGCUUGUUGUUAAUGUUAUUUUGUUUUUUAGAAAAUAAACAUGUUCCUGACCAAUCUACUUCUUCGAAAAGGAAUUCCUGGCCGUCAGUGGAUUGGAAAAUACAGGCGACCCAGGCAGGUUACAUGGCAGAUGAAAAGAGGAGUGAUUAGGCGUCUGGAGACAGAAGCAGAAAAUGAAUACUGGAUAAGCCGGCCAUAUAUGACCAAAGAGCAGGAGUACAAUCAUGCGAAAGAGAGAAGACUUGCAACGUUUGAGGCCGUUAGGAAUGCGCAGGUGGCCAAUUUCCCUGAACACAAAUAUUUAGACGAACACUUAAAUCAUUUGAAUGUGACCAAAAAAUGGAGUACUACCUAAUUUCUCUUGUAAGGGAAUAAAUAAAAUAAUAAACAGAAAUUAUUUAGCAUUUUUAGAUUUCUCAAUUCAUUUUUCCUGUCAUCCUAAGUGUUAAUUCUCAAAAAAAUAAAGGC
Pelobates cultripes (western spadefoot toad) is the source of this 3220-nucleotide messenger RNA. The record is from the annotation of a GenBank genome assembly. NCBI's taxonomy places the organism in Eukaryota, Metazoa, Chordata, Amphibia, Anura, Pelobatidae.